Messenger RNA from Perognathus longimembris pacificus (Pacific pocket mouse), 1249 nucleotides. Its product is annotated as amine sulfotransferase-like. Gene Ontology annotation, molecular function: sulfotransferase activity. Gene Ontology annotation, cellular component: cytoplasm. The transcript has 6 exons. Lineage: Eukaryota; Metazoa; Chordata; Mammalia; Rodentia; Heteromyidae. The record is from RefSeq and is a predicted model, not a curated record. The coding region runs from base 1 to 882 and encodes 293 amino acids. Gene Ontology annotation, biological process: sulfation.
AUGGAAAACACAAAUGAAUACCUAUUUAACUAUAGAGGCUAUAAUUUUGAACGUGCUUUAAUUGACAUUGAGUUCCUUAAAAAUAUAGAGGAUUUUGAAAUUAGAGAUGAUGAUGUUUUCAUAAUUACAUAUCCAAAAUCUGGUACCAUAUGGACUCAGCAGAUACUCAGCUUGAUUUUUUAUGAGGAGCAUCGCAAUGGGACUGAAAACAUAAAAACAAUUGAUAGAGUCCCUUUCCUUGAAUACAAUAUUCAUCAUUUGGAAUAUGCCCAAAGACCAUCACCUCGUCUCUUCUCUUCCCACAUUCCGUAUUACUUAGCACCGAGAGGUUUGAAGAGCAAAAAAGCUAAAAUGCUUUAUAUCUACAGAAAUCCUAAAGAUGUUUUGGUCUCAUUUUUUCAUUUUUCAAAUUUGGUGUCACUAUUAGAAGCUUCAGAUACCAUAGAACAUUAUAUGGAAACCUUUCUAGAUGGAAAAGUGGUAGGAAGCCGGUGGUUUGAUCAUAUUAAAGGCUGGUAUGAACACAGACAUGACUUCAAUAUUCUAUUCCUGAGUUAUGAAGAAAUGAAGAAGGACCUCAGAAAUUCAGUGCUGAAACUCAGCAAAUUUUUUGAUAAAGAACUUAGUGAAGAAGAUGUGGAUGCUGUCGUGAUACAGGCUUCAUUUGAGAAAAUGAAGUCUGAUGCACGAGCAAAUUAUGAUGUCAUUUUAAGUGAUGAAAUUGGGACAAGAAACAGCGAUGGACGUUUUUUGCGCAAAGGCACUGUUGGCGACUGGAAAAAUCAUUUCACUGUGGAGCAGAGUGAAAGAUUUGACAGGAUAUUCCACAAGAACAUGAAGGACUUUCCCUUGAAGUUCAUCUGGGACUUAAAUGAGGAGUAGAAUUGUAGUCACAUUGUUGGAAAAAAAAAAGCAGCCAUGAAAAUGAUCAUUUUUAAUUAUUUUUACAAAGCUAUCUUAAUAAGCAAAAUCAGCAACCUAUUAGAUUAUUUGCCAUGAAAUUAUUGAAUGCUUUGAAAUUUCAAAACCUGAUCUUAUUUGGGAGACAAGCAGCAUCAGAACCUUGAACAAAAAUGACCCAACAUAAAGCAUAGAACUUGACUUCAGAUGUCUUCAGAGAGCAUUAUUUAGUGUAUGGAUUUUCUGUAUCUGUAAUUGAAUUUAGGAUCAACUAAACAUUAAAAAAUCCUUUAACUUUGAUAAUUAAACUUUAAUUCUUUGAAUUAAUAUGGAGAUUACAGUGUGGUAG